Messenger RNA from Coccidioides immitis RS, 336 nucleotides. RefSeq lists its product as uncharacterized. Bases 1 to 336 code for a protein of 111 amino acids. The record is from RefSeq and is a predicted model, not a curated record. The transcript has 2 exons. Lineage: Eukaryota; Fungi; Ascomycota; Eurotiomycetes; Onygenales; Onygenaceae.
AUGGCAGAUAUCAAACCUCCUUUUACCGAAGAAACCGCUCAAAAAAAGGUCAAGGCUGCGCAGGACCUUUGCAGUACACGAGAUCCAUCCCGCAUGAUCAAUGUGCAGUUUUGGUACGAGUAUCGGGAUGGGGAAGACGGGAUGAAGUGGAAAAGAUGCUAUGGUCUUGAAGAUUGGACUUUCGAAACGGAGGGCGAAGAGGCGGGGAAGAUGAGGAAACGACAGAUGAGUGGGAAUGAUGUUCUUAUUGGGCCUGAUGGCAGCGGAGAAGGGAGAUGGUUCGGAGAUGAGGUGGAGGAUGUUGACGUUAUGAAAAUCGAAGAAGGACAUUGGUAG